UCUCGAAGCCCAAGUGAAGCUUCACCGGCUUUCCCUGGGGCACUCAGGUUGCUUAUUACAAGUACUUCUUCCUUGGACGGAAGCUACGCGUCGUGGCUGUCGCGAUCGGCAUGGCCGGGCGGAACGUCGGCGUGGCGGUGGACUUCUCGCCGUGCAGCAAGAACGCGCUGCGGUGGGCGGCGGCGAACCUGGCGGCGCCCGGCGACCGCCUCAUCCUGAUCCACGCCAAGGCCUCGUACCAGUACGAGGAGGGUGUGGCGCACCUCUGGGAACGCGACGGCUCGCCGCUGAUCCCGCUGCUGGAGCUGUCGGACCCCCGGGUGAGCAAGAUCUACGGCCUGGCGCUGGACCGGGAGACGCUGGAUAUCCUCGCGCGGGCGGCCGCCCAGCGAGGGGUCCAGGUCUUCGCCAAGGUGCUCUGGGGCGACCCGGCCAGGAAGCUCACGGAGGCGGUGCACAAGGUCCCGCUACAGUGGCUGGUCGUCGGCAACAGAGGGCUCAGCGCCGUCAAGAGGGUUCUGAUGGGGAGCGUGAGCACCUACGUGGUGAACCACGCGGCCUGCCCCAUCACCGUCGUCAGGGAGAACAUGCUGCCAUCAGCACUGACAACCAGCUACUGAUGUCCUCCCAUGGGGAUGGCACGGCAGUGUGCAGUGCAGCUGGGUUUGCCUGCUCUGCUCUAGUACGUUGAUGCCCAUGUAAACCAGGGAGUAAGAUGUCUUGCACCAUGUCACUCUUUGUAACAACAUAAUCUGUGUCAUAUAUGACUAAGAAACAGAUUGUGAAAGGGCCCUUGUGGAUAGUGUGUGGCCGUAAAGGUGUUUUCUUUGUGGUCUUUUUUGUAAAUAUAUAUAUGU
Molecule: messenger RNA, 857 nt
Organism: Panicum hallii
Lineage: Eukaryota; Viridiplantae; Streptophyta; Magnoliopsida; Poales; Poaceae
Product: universal stress protein PHOS32-like
Exons: 3
Coding region: 111-620 (169 amino acids)
Source: RefSeq, a predicted model, not a curated record